UUUAAAGAGCUCGAAUUUGCUGGAAGCGGAGGAUACGCAAAUGUAUAUUCUGCUAAGUUCAAUGGACAACUAUACGCACUGAAGAGUCUGAGAAAUACGUUGCGGUUAGAACAUAAAGAAGCUAUGUCAUUCAUUCAUGAG
This is a messenger RNA of Dentiscutata erythropus, 141 nucleotides long. Lineage: Eukaryota; Fungi; Glomeromycota; Glomeromycetes; Diversisporales; Gigasporaceae. The record is from the annotation of a GenBank genome assembly.